AUGGAGGUCACAGGAAGUGAUCGUAACGGCUGUGCCAAAGAUAUUCUAGUGGACAUGACCCACUCCUGGCCGUCCCAGCAACCCUCAGGAGGGGGUCAGGCCCAGCGCUUCCCCUACAAGGGCCAUGAGCAGUCAGCCUCCUGGACUGGUAACAACAGUCUGUCGGAGCAGCACACACACACACAUGGUGGGAGGGUGAGACGUUCCAGCUCCGACUCUUCAGGCUCCAACUCUUCAGGCUCAGACUCCUCCAGUGAGUCGGAGGAGGAGAGCAGUAGCCAUCGCUCCCGUAGCCCCAGCCCAGAAACACACUCCGAUCCUGGGACACCCACCGACACUCAGUCUCUCAGCUGCACUGAGGAGACAGAUCACCCCUCCACCACUCAGUGGCAGCUGGAUAAGUGGCUGAAGAAAGUCAGAAAAAAAUCCUUCUCCUGGGACCAGGAUUCCAGCAACCGCGACCACGCCCAGAGAGCUACAGAGCACAGCUCGCCCUCCCCAGACCCCCACGGAGCCCCGUCUCCGGCCAGAUUCUGGGGGACCAGAGAGGACUACAGUCCCAGCCAGAGCCCUGUUCCCAGCCCACACUUCAACUACAGCCCCAGGCAUAGCCCUCGGCCUAGCCCUGGCUGUAGCCCCUGUCCCAGUCCUUGCCCUAGCCCCAGCCCAAGACACAGCCCCAUCCCUAGCCCGGUCCCCAGUGUCUGUCCGAGCCCCUGCCUCAGCCCCAGAGCCAGCCGCAGCCCUAGCCCCAUACCCCGGCACCCCCCUAGGAGUCCUAGUCCUAGCCUUACUCAGUCUAGCUCCCGUCACUAUCCUCAGGUUCGGAGUCUUCAUCAGGAAAGCAUCAGGCCUCUCAAGCGGCCUAGCCUAACAAUCAGCCCGAGCCAUAGACCCAAAAUCAGGAUCGCACCUGCUCCCAGCAUUGAGCCCAAGAGCAAACUGAGGCACAGUUCCUCUCCCCAGCCUCCGCUUCAGCACAGCUCCAGGCCUAAACCCACACAGAGCCAGUCUGUUCCCACUCCCAAGAACACAGCCAAGGCAGCACCUGCUCUGAGCACUGAGCUGAGCCACAGACCCAGACCCAGGCCUAGUCCCAACUCCAGUCCCAGGCUUCAUUCUCGGUCUAAUUUGAAACACAACCCCAUCCUUGCCCUCAAAACCAGCCAACACCCAUCAACCUCUGGACAAAGGCCCAAGGAGAGUAGCAGACUCAGCCACAAUUCCAACUCCAACCACAGGCCCAAGUUUGGGCCUGGUUUGACAACCAGCCUCAGUACCAGUCCCAGUCCCACACCAGGGGCCAAGACCUUACCUGCCACAGACCCAAGCAGAGAGACCAGCAGCAGAAUUGGUGACAGUUCCAAAUCGAGCACCAAGCCACAUUCUCGGCCUAUCUCCAAAGCUGGUUCUGGGCCUAGCUCUAGAUCAAGCCCUAGUCCUAGACCCAAAGUCAAGUCCCGGGAGGCCCCUUCUCCCCACACAAAGCCUCCGCAGAGGAAGCCCCAAUCCAGGGAGAGAGAGCGGGAGGGAGUGAGGCAGGGGGAGAAAGAGGGAAAGAGGCAGGGGGAGAAACAGAAGGAAAGAAAGGGGGAAAGAAAGGGAGAGCGAAGACUGGCGGAGGAGAAGUUGCUAAGACGCCCCUGGAUCCAGAGCUCAGAGGAAGAGGAGGAAGAGGACGUAGAGGAGAGAAAGAGGAGGAGGGAGGAGAGAGAGAGGGAGGAGAAGAGGAGGAGGAGGAAGAAACAACCGCAGCAGCAGAGAGGUGAAUGGCAGGCGGUCCAGCCCAAGCAAAGACCUCACACCAACAGCGAGCGACACCGCAAUCCCAUCGAUCCACAACGCCACGGGACCAAGAAAAAGAGGAGGAGGAAGAGUGAGGAGGAAGAUAGAGAGUCUCAGCCGGACCCUUCCCUUCCGCCAUCGCCCUCCUCCCCCACUCCUGUCAUCCCUCCCACAGAUUCCUCGUCUUCCUCCUCUUCAUCAUCAGAGUCCGACUCUGAGCCCAGUCUGCCUCCCAACGUCGCCAAAGUCCCAGCCGACUCCACGUCCAGCCAGCGUCCUAUCCCCAGGAGAGGGCACCAGGGCCCGGGGAGGCCUGCAGACAGCAGGCCUGGAGUGCUCUACCCCAGGGGCACUGCCACAUCCAACCAAGGCCAGGGGCCGCAGAGCCAGGGAAAGCAGAAACUCUACACCCUGGUCCCGUUUGGGCGUAGUGAACAGGCCCCAGCCUCCCAUCGAGGCCUGAGGAAUCUGGUGGUGCAGUUAGACCUCUCCCUGCUCAACAGAGUGCCUGACACUACGACAGACACCCCAGCCUUUCACAAACAUCCCUCCUCUUCCUCCUCCUCUUCCUCUUCCAAGCAAAAAGAGGCCAUGAGACACCUAUACACCCCCGAGACAGAGGGAGGAGACAGCAGGAGGAAACGCAAGUCAGAGAAUGGAGUCCAGCACCACAGAGAGAGUAAGAGGAGGAACUCCCACACCAACGGCCCCUCAGCCCACACAGAGUCUACAGCUAACAGACGUCUAGACCCCCACUCAGAUGCCAGACACAACGGGUUCUUGGAGGACUACCUGGACAGUAAGAGGCCACUGUCCCCCCUGUCCCCUCUCUCUGACACCCCGGACCCCACCAAGCCCCCCAUCAUAACACAGCCCCCAGAGCAGCACUACACAAACAGUGAGAUGCCCAGGACUCAUGCUAAGAUGGAGGUGGAGUGUGUAGGUGUGUCAGGGCAGCCCCCGCCCAAGUGUGAAUCCUGGGGACCUCCUUUGCGACGGGCAGGGAGCCAGAGAGGAACUGUACUCAACCAUGAACCCCCACACCAUGCUGAGUACUACAUGCAUGAGGCGAAGAGGAUGAAGCACCGUGCAGAUGCCAUGGUGGAUAAGCUGGGGAAGGCAGUGAACUAUGUAGAUGCUGCUCUCUCCUUCAUGGAGUGUGGCAAAGCUAUGGAGGAGGGGCCGCUGGAGGCCAAGUCUCCCUAUACCAUGUACACAGAGACAGUAGAGCUCAUCAGGUAUGCCAUGAGGUUGAAGAACCACUCUGGCCCUGGGGCCAGACAGGAAGACAAACAGUUGGCCGUACUGUGUUUCCAGUGCCUUGCACUCCUGUACUGGCAGAUGUUUCGUCUGAAGAAGGACAACGCCAUGAAAUACUCCAAAGCUCUACUGGACUACUUUAAGAGUUCUCCCAAAGUGCCUACUACACCCCCCAUCUGGAGCGACUCAGGAAAGGGCACAGGGGGGCCUGCAUCCUCCCUCUCCCCCAGCCCCUCAGCCCUCACCCUGGGCAGCUCCCCCUCUUCCCUCAUCAGCAUUCCCCAGCGCAUCCACCAGAUGGCAGCAAACCACCUGAACAUCACCAACAAUGUCCUGUACAGCUAUGAGUACUGGGAGCUAGCAGAAAGCCUGGCCAGAGACAACAAUGAGUUCUUUAACUACCUGAAUACUCUGUCAGGGCCAUUGACUCUCCACAGUAGUAUUGCUCAUGCAGUCCAGUACACCAGACAGGCUCUGCAGUGGAUACGCAUCAGUGCCAAUGUGGGCUAGUGGCGGGAGGGAUGAGACCCAACAACCUGGCCUAAUAGAAGAAGGAAGAGAGGGACACAACCGGUGUGAUUAUAAGUAGAGGAUUCCCCCUGCAUUCCACGUCUUCAGGAUUAUUGUUACGCUUCAAUUCUCAGAAUGUACCAUAAAUGACGGAUUGGAUUUAUACACAGUGGUGGUGCUUUACCUUGUGCUUUAACUUGAUUGAGGGAAGGUGUUGUUAUUCCUCCAAUCAAGCAGAGUGAACUGUCUUGGGAUCUCUUUCCUCUUCGGAUUGUCAGUGCAGAUCUACGAAGUGCCACAUGGAUUUAAAGCCUUUAAACUCGCUGCUUUGCCAAAUGUGCCACAUGUAAUGAUGAAACAAACACAGACACUGUCAAACAAGGACAUUUAAGAGAAACAUGGUACAGUGCACCAGUGAGGACUUUGUGAUUCUUCUACUAUACAAAACCUAGACUGUAAAAGAACAAGAGACCUGGACUAUAUUUCUGGAAUACAAAGCAUUCAACCACAGUAAAACUCUUAACUAGCCUCCUUUGCAAAAAGCCACUGUGGAAACCAGUGACCAUUUCCUCAAAAGAUGUCAGUUCAAUGUCUAGUUUUGAUUUACGUUUGGUUGAGUCAUCAACUAACGUGAAUUCAACGUGAAUAAACAAACAAUGUCACCAUGUUAUUGGAUUUAGGUUAAAAGUUGGUUGAAAAAAAUACUAAAUUCCCUUGCGUUGAUUAUUUUUUGCAAUCCAAUCAGUUUUCCAUGUUGAUUCAACAUCAUCACAUUGAUUGAUUUUGUUAAAAUGACGUGGAAACAACAUUUAUUCAACCAGUUUUUGCCCAGUGGGAAGAGACCUGGACUGCAUUUCUGGACUACAUUUCCCAUGAGCCUUACCAGGACAAAUGGAUGCAUCAUGGGAAAGGUAUCAUAAGUUGAAUGCACCAAUUUGUAAGUCUCUCUGGAUAAGAGCAUCUGCUAAAUGAUGUAAAUGUAAAGGUGAUUGGGAUUUUGAGUUUUCUUUUGGAUUGUCAGCCCACUUAUCCCGAAGGGUAGAUCAAGUUACGGGUAGAUCAAGUUACCGGUAGCUUUGCUUGUAUGACUACACUGUGUGAUGGCCUUUUAAAUGACAUGUUGAGAUGCCUUUCACUUUUAAUGUGCACUAUGUGUGUCAGAUCAUUUGUUUUUACAAAAAUACCAAAACUAUAGCAUUUAGAUUUGGUUUCUUUGGCCAGUAUUCAUGUUCCCGCCUUUGCAAAACUUUAUUUAUAACAGUGUCUAAUGUGGUUAUCAAAAGUUACAUACCGAAAUGUGUUUCAUAAAUGUCUUUUUGAUAUUGCAAAUUGUAUGUAGGGGUCUAUCUCCUUGUUUGUUGAAUCAGAAUCUGUACAGUGAGUAUACAAAACAUCAAGAACACUUGCUCUUUCCAUG
Coregonus clupeaformis (lake whitefish) is the source of this 4972-nucleotide messenger RNA. It is a transcript of the gene aff3, whose product is annotated as AF4/FMR2 family, member 3. The transcript is spliced from 16 exons. The record is from RefSeq and is a predicted model, not a curated record. The coding region runs from base 1 to 3555 and encodes 1184 amino acids. Gene Ontology annotation, cellular component: super elongation complex; nucleus. NCBI's taxonomy places the organism in Eukaryota, Metazoa, Chordata, Actinopteri, Salmoniformes, Salmonidae. Gene Ontology annotation, biological process: regulation of gene expression.